GAGCUGGAAACGCUGGUGGCCCACUGGAACCUCUACCUGAACCUGGCCGGCUUCUUGGUGGGCCUCUUUGCAGUCACUCUCUUUGGCCCCUGGAGUGACCAUGUGGGCCGCCGCCCAGUCCUCAUCCUGCCGGCGCUGGGCAUGGCCCUCCAGGCAGGCAUCUACCUGGCGGUGAUGUAUGCCCAGUUGCCCGUGGGCUACCUGUUGGCCGGCCGGAUUCUGAGCGGCCUCUUGGGUGACUACAACCUCAUCCUGGCCGCCUGCUUUGCCUACGCGGCCGACGUCAGCGAGGGUCCCUCUCGCACCUUCCGCGUGGCCCUCCUGGAGGCCUGCCUGGGCCUGGCAGGGAUGGGGGCCAGCAUCCUUGGGGGGCCGUGGCGCCGCGCCCAGGGCUACAUGGCCCCUUUUUGGCUGGUCUUUGCCGCCAGCCUCGCCGCUGCUUUCUAUGCCGCUUUUGUGUUGCGGGAGUCGGUGGGCCAGAAACGGCAGGCAAAACUCUUCACCCUCCGCCACUACGUUUCCGUGGCCCAUCUGUACAUGGCACCCAGCCGGGGCUGGGCACGGAAGAAGCUGGCCCUCUACUCCCUGGCCUUCUUCCUCGUGGUCCUGGUGCACUUUGGGACGCGGGACAUCCUGGUGCUGUACGAACUGAGCAGCCCGCUCUGCUGGGACCCGGUCUUGAUUGGCUACGGAUCAGCCGCCCUUUACCUGAGCUACUUGAGCAGCUUGGCCGGGCUGCGGCUGCUCCAGCGGUGGACCCAGGACUCCUGGGUGGCCGAAGCUGGGCUCCUGUCCAAUGUUGCCGGGCUGGUGACCAUUGCCCUGGCUGCAACGACACCCAUAAUGUUCACAGGUUACGGCCUCCUCUUCCUUUCCAUGAUGGUCACUCCCGUCCUCCGCUCAAAGCUGUCGAAAUUAGCAGACGAGACGGAGCAAGGUGCCCUCUUUGCGGCCGUGGCUUGCGUGGAAGGGCUGUGCUCUCUAGUGGCCACGGGGGUCUUCAGCUCCCUUUACCCGGCCUGCCUGCACUUCAUGAAAGGCUUUCCAUUCCUGUUUGGUGCGCUCCUCCUCCUCCUCCCAGCCGCCAUCAUUGGGUAA
This is a messenger RNA of Sceloporus undulatus (fence lizard), 1098 nucleotides long. RefSeq names its product proton-coupled folate transporter-like. The transcript has 3 exons. Gene Ontology annotation, molecular function: transmembrane transporter activity. The annotation marks the transcript as partial. Gene Ontology annotation, cellular component: plasma membrane. The record is from RefSeq and is a predicted model, not a curated record. NCBI's taxonomy places the organism in Eukaryota, Metazoa, Chordata, Lepidosauria, Squamata, Phrynosomatidae. Gene Ontology annotation, biological process: transmembrane transport.